CGCGCGCAGACGGCAGCAGCGGGUCACGCCACCCUCCUCAUCAGCCAUCAGCCACCGCCCACCCCCCUCACAAUCCAAGCAAAUCCGCCGAACACAAAAAAAAACCCUAGACCGCCGGCGCCCAGCCCAGCAGUGUCUCUCCACCGCCGCCGCCACCACCUCGUGCUCCCCUUGCCCUCGUAUCGUGGGAUGGAGCACGACGCGCACGCCGUCCCGCCAUCGGAGGACGCCACCGUCGAUGAUUGGGCUCGCGACGACGCGGAGCCCAUGUCCGUCGAAUCUGGCGUUGCCCCCGCGGAGGUGGCUGCGGCGGAUUCCGGCGCUGAUGCCCCUUUCGCGCCCUCGCCCUCGCCCUCGGCAGCGGUCGCGGCAGAAGGUGUCAAGGAAAUUCAAUCAUCUCUUCAAUCCUUGGACCUUAAAACAAAUGUUGCUACUCAAGAAGAUGCUCAUGUGGUUGAAGACGAUGUAGAUGAGACAAAAAGACACUUGAAUGUGGUUUUCAUUGGCCAUGUUGAUGCUGGAAAAUCAACUACUGGAGGACAAAUAUUAUUUUUGAGUGGUCAAGUUGAUGAUAGGACCAUCCAGAAAUAUGAGAAGGAAGCAAAGGAUAAAAGCCGAGAAAGCUGGUACAUGGCUUACAUCAUGGACACAAAUGAGGAAGAAAGGGUUAAGGGAAAAACUGUUGAAGUUGGUAGAGCACACUUUGAGACAGAACACACAAGAUUCACUAUCUUGGAUGCACCGGGUCACAAAAGUUAUGUUCCAAAUAUGAUAAGUGGUGCAUCUCAAGCUGACAUUGGUGUUCUGGUCAUAUCUGCUCGAAAAGGUGAAUUCGAAACAGGUUAUGAAAGAGGAGGACAGACCCGUGAACAUGUACUACUUGCAAAAACUUUGGGUGUUGCUAAGCUGGUAGUUGUAAUAAAUAAGAUGGACGAACCUACUGUUAAAUGGUCUAAGGAAAGGUAUGAUGAGAUUGAAGCAAAAAUGGUUCCAUUCCUUAAAUCUUCAGGGUACAAUGUUAAGAAAGAUGUGCAAUUCUUGCCAAUAUCUGGUCUUGUGGGAACCAAUAUGAAGACCAGGAUGGAUAAAAGCAUUUGUAGUUGGUGGGAUGGCCCUUGUCUCUUUGAAGUUCUGGACCGUAUUGAAGUUCCUUUACGCGACCCCAAAGGUCCAGUAAGGAUGCCGAUUAUUGAUAAAUAUAAGGAUAUGGGCACUGUUGUAAUGGGCAAAAUAGAGUCUGGCACUAUCAGAGAGGGUGACAGUUUGUUGGUUAUGCCAAACAAGUCCCAUGUGAAAGUCGUUGGGUUGAACUUGGAUGAGAGCAAAGUACGCCGUGCUGGACCUGCUGAGAAUGUUCGUGUCAAAUUGUCCGGAGUUGAAGAGGAGGAUGUAAUGGCUGGAUUUGUACUUUCAAGUGUUGCUAAUCCUGUUGGUGCAGUUAGUGAAUUCAUCGCUCAGUUACAGAUUCUUGAGUUGCUUGACAAUGCUAUUUUCACUGCUGGCUACAAAGCUGUGUUACAUAUCCACUCUGUUGUCGAAGAGUGUGAAAUUGUUGAGCUCAUAGAGGAAAUUGACAUGAAGAAAAAGAAAGAAGCAGAUCCGAAGAAGAAAAAGCCAAAGAGGAAGCCUCUUUUUGUGAAGAAUGGUGCAAUUGUUGUUUGCCGCAUUCAGGUGAAUAACUUGAUAUGCGUAGAGAAGUUCUCUGAUUUCCCUCAGCUUGGAAGGUUUACACUUAGAACUGAAGGAAAGACGGUAGCUGUAGGCAAAGUCGUUGAUGUUCCGCCUGCUGGCAGCCCAACAUUCUGAGCUUAAGCCAAUUUUGAACAGGAUGGAUAAUCAUGAAGCAGUGUGUUCUCUUGAGAUACUUUUUUGGGAGAAGUGAGAUUAGUUGUUGAGCAUAGAUUUUUUUUCCAGCCCGGCUUGAGAAUGGUCUAUGCCUUCAUGGUUUAGGCUAGCCAAGUCUGUGUUUAGAUUGGUUGCAUAAUAUUACUUCUCUGGUUAUAUGUGAGGUUGUAAAAUCAGUAUGGAUGAGUGUACCAACCUUAAUGUACCGUGCCAAAUUGUGGUGGUAUCUUUGCGUACAAUGCUGUAACUAUCCAGUUUCUGUGUGAAGUUAAAUAUUAGAUGGCCACAGGUCGGCAGAUUCGAAAGUUCCAACUGCCAGGACGUGCAUACGCUACUGGGAAGACCCUUAAACCCUAUCAUUUGAUAUUGAUACUGAUAUUGAUGGAGUCAA
Messenger RNA from Sorghum bicolor (sorghum), 2236 nucleotides. RefSeq names its product eukaryotic peptide chain release factor GTP-binding subunit ERF3A. Gene Ontology annotation, biological process: translation. The coding region runs from base 190 to 1806 and encodes 538 amino acids. The record is from RefSeq and is a predicted model, not a curated record. Gene Ontology annotation, molecular function: GTP binding; GTPase activity; translation release factor activity. NCBI's taxonomy places the organism in Eukaryota, Viridiplantae, Streptophyta, Magnoliopsida, Poales, Poaceae. Gene Ontology annotation, cellular component: translation release factor complex. The transcript has 17 exons.